AUAUCAAGUUUCGAUUUAGUCUUAAAAUAUUAAGGAAGUAAAUUGACAUUUUCGUAAAUGUAAUGUAAGCACAGAUAUAAUGUGUCUAAUUUAGUUUGAGAAAAAUAUUCGUAUGUGCACGUUAGCUGGUUAAAUUUACGAGACUACUUGUAAUAAGUAGAAUCUAUGUUAACCUAUUUGAUAUUGAUAAACCGAGAUUAUUAAAGACCGUUCAAUCCAAACACAUGCGCUGUCAAAAAUCAACUUUCGAAAUAGACAGUCAAGGAAGUAAAUUAACCUAGACAAGAUUGUAAAAUGGCGUCUUUGAAGUGGAAACAAAAAUCUCGACGUCCAAGAUUUGCUGAUUAUAGGCCAAGAAAAACGCGUUUAGUAGUUGCAGCUAUUGACUUCGGUACAACAUAUUCCGGCUAUGCGUAUUCCUUCCUGGAUGAAUACAAGAAAGACCCAUUUAAGAUAUACGCGAACGCUGAUUGGUCAGAUGGAUCGGGAAUGGUGACGCCAAAAGCACCGACUGUUGUGCUGUUUGACAAAGCAAGGCGGUUUCAUUCCUUUGGAUACGAUGCCGAGACAAAGUAUAACCAUCUCGCGAAUGAAGAUGAACACGAAGGCUGGCGGUAUUUCAGAAGAUUUAAAAUGACAUUGUUUCAAAACAAUCGUCUCAGUCGCCGUACGCAAAUUGAUGACGAGCAAGGCCAGAAAAUGUUAGCGUUAGACGUAUUUGCAGCCGCUAUACAGUUCUUGAAGGAUCAUUUGCUAGCACGCCUGAGAGAUAGGAGCACCGAUUUGCGUCCAACCGAUAUUGACUGGGUGCUGACAGUACCUGCCAUUUGGGAAGACGCAGCAAAACAGUUCAUGUCAAUUGCAGCAGUUCAGGCAGGUAUACCGGACGACCAGCUCACUCUUGCCUAUGAACCGGAGGCUGCUGCUGUCUAUUGCAAAGAAAUUAAAGUUGCUCUAUCAACGGAAAGAGGUCAAACUUCUGAACUUAAAUCUUUUGGGGCGGGAUCCAAAUUCAUGGUUAUCGAUCUUGGAGGAGGUACAGCCGAUAUAACCGUACAUGAAGUUCAACAUGACGGGAAGCUGGCCGCUCUUGCUGCGCCAUCGGGUGGUCCUUGGGGUGGAACCUUAGUGGACAGGCAGUUGAACAAGUUCCUCAUUGGCUUAUUGGGUAAAGACGUCAUUGACAAAUUCUCGGAAGAAUGCAAACCUGACAAAUUAGACAUGGACAGAAUGGUUGAAGUAAAAAAACGACAGAUAAAUUCAUCAAGCGACAAAGUUCAUAUCAAACUACCAAAUGAACUAUUUGACUUGUAUAAGGAGUUGAAGAAGAAAGAGUUCGAUAAAUCACUGUUGAGUAGUAAUUUUAGUCAAACAGUUUCCAAGAAACGGGACAGGCUACACGUUGCUAAUACAGUUUUCUUGGACAUGUUCAAAGAGUCAAAAGAAAGUGUCAUAAAUCACGUGGAGGCACAACUGAGGCACACUGAUCUGAGAAAUGUGAAAACGAUAAUGAUGGUUGGUGGAUUUUCUGAAUCGCAAGUCAUGAAAGAAGCAAUAAAAGAAAGGUUUGAAGACAAAGGGUAUGAAGUUAUCGUCCCGGAACAAGCAGGAUUGGCUGUGGUAAAAGGUGCCGUGAUGUAUGGUCACAAUCCUGAUUCAAUCUGUUCCAGAAAGAUGCAGUGUACUUACGGCAUCAGUACUGCUGUGCUGUUUGAUGACCGCAAACACUCCAGAGUACAUCAAUCUGGGCGAGCAGAUGGGACCGAAAUGUGUGAAGAUAUUUUCAAAACGUUUAUUGUGAAAGGGGACACAGUUGUUCCAGGGAAAACAUCCGCCGAACACACUUUCAACUCACCAUCUGCAGGCAACACGCGCGUAACAGUUGAAGUAUACAAAUCGGUGGAAGAUACUCCUCCAAUGUAUUCGUCCGACUGCAUAAGAGUAGGUGAACUAGCGUUACACACAAGGUCCUGCCAGAUGGAUCAAAAAGCUCUGAUAAAAGUGAAAAUGAUGUUUGGAGGAACGAAGGUGACGGUGGAGGCGCAAGAGCAGGGCACAAUGCAAAUAAACAAAGUUCAAGCUGAGUUUGACUGGUUAAAGAAAUAAGUUUUGGAACGUACUUACAUAAAACUGUUUUAGAAUCUUUUGCAACUGUGAUACUGUGAGGCAUUUUUUUAUAACUGACGCUACAUUUGUUAAUUAUACGAGUAUAUAUAUGUACACGCUUUGGUGCUUGCAGUGAAAAUGAUUAUUAUCGCUUAUGAUCAAGAUUUGUCAAUAUACUUAAGUGAGUGAUGAGCAAGUGAAGAUCUAUCAGUACAUUUUGCGAGGAAUGCGAAAACGGUCCAAAGCUUACAAAACCAUUUUCGGCCUAAACGAAUAACAUUGUUUAUGGCCUGUUUAAGCCCUCCGUAUACUCGGGUUCAAGUGAACGCUUGUUUCACCGACCGUUUGAAGGCGGUUACUCCAUCAUUUAUCAGUAAAGCAAAUUGAUGAAUGUGUGGUCAUUUUGUGGUAUUUGUAUUUGUGUACGCGGUGUAAAUAUGGUUGUGUCUCUAGUUCAUUGGUAUUUGGAUCAUUUUCUUGUGCCCCUAAACAAGGUAUAUUUUGAAUUUUCCUCCAUGUUGUUUUCAUCAUUUACUUGUAUUCUUUAGCACUGAUUAGUUGAAACUGUUAAGGCUUUCAUGGUACAAUAUUUACACACCAACUUCCAUUCCUUAAAUGAACUGCCUUUUGGCAAUUGCGUCUAUCAAUCGACGAACGCAACAUCAUCGGACAUGUUCGGAUCGCAAUUCAUCGCAUAACAAUAUACAUGAAAACUAUUGAUCUUGCUAUUAUUUGUAUUGUGUCAGCAGGUCCCGUAUAAUAUAAAUCAACAUUUUAGAAAGUGUUAAUUUAUCAUAUUUUAAUGUAUUGUUGCCAUAAAUGUUUCAAUUUUACGUUUAAAAGUGAUUUCAAGUGGUUAAUCUUUUCCCGCGUUAUUGUGACGUCAUUUGAAAAAAAUGUUUCCGGUUACAAUUGGGUCGUUCUAUUAACAGAAUGGGUAAGAACGGAUAACUGAAAGGUUUUCUUAAAUGAAAAUAAGUAUUUUUUGUAACAAUUCUUGAAUGAAAUAAUGAACUAUUGGUGUAAAUAUAAGGAAUGAAUUGCUAGGUUGAUGUCAUUAUCGGGGAUAUGAAAGCAAUUGGGCUGUUCAAAGUACGCGUAGAGUCCUUCGGACCCCACACACUUUGACCAGCCCAAUUGCGUUCAUAACCCGAUCAUGACAUCAACCCCGCAAUUCAUUCCUUAAAUGCUCAAGCCUUUACAUUUGAGUAUUUUAGAAGCCUUAACUGCAUUUCCUUUCAAAAUUAAAUUUUCGUGCUACUGUUUGGAGCAUUAAUAUCUUAAGGGUAUUUGUUAACGUUUUACAUGGACAUACAUCGAUCGUUUUUCGUAUGAAAUUUGAACAAAAUGCUUAUUACAAUGAUAAUAAAUAAACACAAUUUAUAAUUAUAGAUAUUAGAGCUGUCUUGUUAACAUUCGACGAAAAUGCAACAUGAAAUAAAUCGUUAGUAAGGCUAUUGAAAAUUGUAUGAUGAUAGGCUUAGCAUUAUAAUGUUCCGUCUGUUAGUUGCUGAUCGGUUUUUGUAACUCAGUGAGUAGUGAUUUUAUUUCAAAUGUAAAAGUAUAAUAAACAUAAUGGCUUAUCACGCAGACGACAAACUGCAAGUAUUUACUUGCAUGUAUAAGAAGAGAUAAAUAUUCUCUAUUAUUAACGAUUUUAAUGGCUUAUUAGUCCACUGUAUAUCACUAUUAAAUAUGAAAGUUAUUUUGUAAAACAUAUUGCUUUGAUUUAAUAUAAUAGUACAUUUUGAAUCAACUUGUAUGUUAUUGUUUGUCCAAUCGUCAAAGGUUAUAUUCAUACCUUUAUGCAAUCAUACUAGAUGAAGCAUUCUUGCAUACCAGACGUGUGUUUCCGGUCAUGUGACCGGUGCUGGAAAAACUCGUCUUACACCCCAAUGUAAGAUGAGUCACGCGCAACAACGCCCCACUUCUUAUUUCUUUUAUUGUAUGGUUUAUGAAAAGUAUAUUAUGCAAUUUCAAUAAAGCGCAAUCAAAAAUAUAAGUAUGCAAUACUUUUAAUUAAAAUUGAAAAUAAAUAAUCGUAAAAGCGCGAUUUUUAGAGGAACUAAUUGACGUCAAUAGUGAUUUAAAAUUACUGCGCUUCAUGGCGUCAGUACACAACGUCGCACGCGCUUUUUGGUGCAAUGUACAAAAGUGCGUUUUCUACGUCAAUGUUUCCACAAAUUCAUAAUUUUAGGUAUGCAAGAAAAAAUAUCAAUCAUGUUUUUCCGGUCCGGAUCGAAAAAUCCGAUCCUCGGGCACGCUGCGUGACCGGUAACUCGGCAAGCCUCGUUACCGGCUUACGCGCGUGCCCUCGGGUCGAAUUUUUUUAUCCGUACCGGAAACACAUGAUAGAUACUUAAUGUAUAAUAUACGCAAUUUUACCAUUUUAACCCACUUCCGUCAGAGGAACAUCCGCAAAACGAUGUAGUCUCUCAUUUGCAUUCCACCACCACACGGUCACCUAGGAUUAUGCGUUCACUGGUUAUGUGAUUAUGUCAUUUGUUUUCUCAAGUAUACAUGUUAAUUAUACAUAUGAAGGAUCUUUCACAUGUGACAUGCAAUACACAAAUGUAUUCAACAAGUUCAGGAAUGAUGCUAUUUAGAGAGCCUUUAAUUGUCGUUGCAUCUACCUCAAACAUAUUUUUUAUUAGAAAGUCCUCGGUUCUAAAACAGUUCCAAAAACAUAAAUUGUUUUGAAUCAAUACUCAUUGCGCAAAAAUCACAAAAGUUUCAUACACUUAUAUUGAAUGGAAAUAGUUAACUUUAAUCAGGCAGUUAGGCAAUUGUACUAAAAUGUAGAUUUCAAUGUUUCUUAGUUUGGUUUCAAUGCAAAGCUUAAAUGCUUGAGUGUAAAUGAUUGUCCGGUUAAGUUAACGUGUAGCAAAUUAAUUUUACCAUAUUUCUUCUCUUGUGAAUUGCUCUCGUUUUUAGUUGAACAUGAUAUUUUGAUAUACUACCUUGCAAAGUGGUUUUAAAUCGCAUCCGUUUGGGGGUCUUUAAAUACGAGAAACACAAACCUCUUAUUUUCUUUAAAAUGAAAAAUGGUUAUACACCAGAUUAUUUGUCGGUUUUGGUUCCACAGACAUUAGGACAGAAAUUCAUCCAACAUAUCUGGUUUCCAAACCCGCACAUCUUUGUACACGAAUUCCUUCGUUCCUUCUACAAUACCUGCAUGGAAUUGUCUGAAGUUGAGGCAAAUACUGUUAACAAUAUUGCUGGUUUUAUGUCAUACAUCUGUUCGGACAAGCAAAUAAACACAUAGAUUGUUCUGUUAUGAGAAAUGUAGGCUAGAGGUCCUGCACAUUCGCCUACGCAACGAUUGAAGUUCCCUGGAUCAUCACUUCUCGUUAAGAAUAGUAUUCCCUCAUUGUUUUAUAGGUGUCUAAGACAGGAUACUACAAACCACUUUCGCUUCAUUUGUACCCUCUUUAAUGAACAGAGGCAACUUAUGCUCACCACUGUUUAAUCUCUGAUUGAGGUAACCCUCUGUUCUUUAUUAUAUGGUGUUGACAACCUGACUGGGGAGCAAAAAAGUUCUUUGUUUGAAGCAGUUCAUCGUUUUAUAUUCAUGUCAUGUGAUAUACUACACCCACCCACCCUCACACAUCUUUAACCGUUCCUCUCUUCCUAUUUCUUCUUAGUUUUUAUCUCAUAAUAUAAUGUAUUCUUCUUCCAUACGUUUAAUCCAUUCCAAAAGAAUAAUUUAUUCUUUAAUAUAGGCAAUUGCAUUUGAAGUCUCACAUUCAAUCAUCUGUUUUUAUAACAUAAUUCAAUAUGAGCUUGUAUGAUAAUAACUUCAUUAGUAGUAACUACCCCAAAUGCUAAUUGUAAUUAUAACUAUAAGUUUAUUUCUACGGUUCUAAUCCUAAAAUUUUAAUUACGCAUUUAUAUUGAAAUGUUGUUUAUUUUUUCUCAAUAGAAUAUGU
Messenger RNA from Mya arenaria, 6035 nucleotides. Its product is annotated as heat shock 70 kDa protein 12A-like. Gene Ontology annotation, molecular function: ATP binding; ATP-dependent protein folding chaperone. Bases 295 to 2106 code for a protein of 603 amino acids. The record is from RefSeq and is a predicted model, not a curated record. The transcript has 9 exons. NCBI's taxonomy places the organism in Eukaryota, Metazoa, Mollusca, Bivalvia, Myida, Myidae.